GCCCUAGGUACAGCAUUUCGCUCCUUAUACGUGUUAGUCUCUGGAAUGCCUGACAGUGCAUGCAUCGCGUGUCGACCACAAAGUUGGCGGCUGCUUCCCGUCGUACCUUUUUACGUUAAUGGCAAGGUUAGCGUCAAUGUCGCAUAGCUGCGACCGCGAGUAACAACACUUGGCUAGGCGUGCUGUUGCACGAAAGCGAAACAAACGAGGCUGACUACCAUGUGACGUCAAUUCGGCAAGGCGGUGCAGGGCCGUGGGAGCCAUAAGGUGGUUGGCCUUAGAGUAUACAAAAACAACUUGACGCGCUCACUCAAUGUGGAUUCUCAACAUACUCGAUAUCACAUAAUCUUUACCACAAAUUUCAACCAUGUCACCACGAUCCUCCCGUCUCAACAGCGCCCUCUUCGCGGCAUCCCUCUUGUCCACAUCAGCUACCGCACAAAACAGCACCCAAAACAGCACCGACCCCUCCUGUCCCAACCUAGAAAACGGCCUCUACAACCUUCCCGUAAACGGCACCGGCACAGCAAACGUAUCCGACCUCAUCCUUUCUGUCACAUUCGGCGAAUCGCGCAAUGCAGGCAACCAGGACAACCAAUUCAGUGCCAUGCAAAUGGCGUGGCUCAGUGCCCCAUCCGACAGCCAAGAACAAACCUGCGUGUGGUUCUUCGACGGCAUCGACAAUGUCAGACAGACCGGCGACAGUCCAAACAGCUGCGACGGCGUGAUACCGCAGGAAUGCGUUGAUCUUCUACAAAACCAGGUCACGCUCCCGGACAAUGUGCUUGAACUUAUGGGAGAUCGACCGGGUGGCUACAGUUGCCCUGGUCUGCGCUUCGACAAGGAUAAGCUGGAACAGGCUUGUGGACCGAUUAUCGGGGGUAACUUGGGCGGUAAUAUGCUGAGCACUGGCGCCACUGUGAACACAACAAACAUGACUUGUGAGAUUCCUCCAACAGGCGUUCAGCUUCCAGAUGGCUACCACACCCAAAGCAUUGGUGGGUUUGGUCCCAGGGGUGUUGGCAAUUACGACGAGCAGUUGGACAACUUCACCAUGUACGAUGAGUAUAUUACUCGUCCCCACCCUAUGAUCGUCGCGUCCGUUGCGAAUGGAAAGGCGAAGACGAGCGUUGUUUGCAUCGCGCCACAAGAUGUGCUCGAGGGAAGCCGUGUGCCCGCUGAGUCCGUCAACAAGCCGGAAGAUGAGGACGAUGAGAGUGCCGCGACAGGCCUUGCAUGGGGACGAAACACGGGUAUGGCUGUGCUGAUGGCAAGCGUGGCAGCUAUGUCUUUUGUGCUUGCGUAGACCCAUACAUGGACGUCAUAGCAAGUAAAAGUCACUGUAUGAUUAGGGAUGACGAAUACCAUAUACCAGCACAUGUUGAGACAGGCUUCACAAAAGGUGAAGUAGUCAAUA
Alternaria rosae is the source of this 1417-nucleotide messenger RNA. RefSeq lists its product as uncharacterized. Bases 368 to 1306 code for a protein of 312 amino acids. The transcript is spliced from 2 exons. The record is from RefSeq and is a predicted model, not a curated record. Lineage: Eukaryota; Fungi; Ascomycota; Dothideomycetes; Pleosporales; Pleosporaceae.